AUGGAUAUAGAAUCAUUUCCUAAUGAAAUAUUUCUUGAACUCUUCGAUUAUAUUAAUGGUAUUGAUCUUUUUCGUGCAUUUUAUGGACUUAAUUCACGAUUCAAUAAUCUUCUUUAUAAACAAUUUCGAACUUAUCAUUUUCAAUUUGCAUCAAUAUCAAAGUUUUAUUUUGAUCUAAUAUGUCAACAACAUAUACCUUUUAUUGCUGAUAAAAUUGUUGGUAUUUGUCUAUCUGAGAGUUACAAUACACCAGAACAAAUCAAUCUAUUUCUUUCUUAUAUUCCCUCAUGGAAUCAAUUUACUUGUUUACGAACACUUUCAUUGUCAAAUAUUCCUUCAUUAGAAACAUUAUUAAAACUGUUAGAUAUAUGUCAUCAGCUUUGUAAUCUUACUCAUUUAAGAUUAUCUCUUGUUUAUUUACGAAUUAGUCGUCCUGAACUUCAACCUGUGAUUAAUAAUAUUUGGAGUUUACCAAAACUUAUUCGAUGUGAUUUUGAUAUUGGUAUUUCACUUGAUUUAUUUUGUUUACCAACAACUAUCUCUUCUACUCUUCAAUAUCUAUCUGUGAAAGGACAUCAUUUAGAAUGGAAACAAAUAAAUCGGCUAUUUAAAAGUACACCUUGUCUUACACAUCUUUCAAUAUCUAUGGCUAUGUCUGAUCAUGAUAAUUACAAAUUAUUUUAUCGUCCGGCAUUGAUCAAGUUAAAAAUUGAUGUUUUUUUCUCAUCUGAUUUUUCUCAAAUAGUCAUUUUCUUAAAAGCUCUACCUAAUUUACGUUGUUUGGAUGUCCAUUUCAGGACAGGAUUAAUCUAUGGUUAUCAAUGGGAAGAAGCUAUUCGUAAUUAUUUACCAAAACUCAAAACACUUCGAUUCAGUAUGAAUCGUUUUUAUGGUGAACUAUAUCCACAGAUAUUACUCCGUGAUAUAGCUAAUUCAUAUCGAAGUUCGUUUUGGAUCGAUGAACAUCAAUGGUUUGUUCAAUGUUAUAUACGAGAUAGAACUAUUUAUCUUUAUACAUCAUCUCAUAGAUUCCAUGAUUUUGGAGAUACAUUUAAUUAUCCUGAUUCAUGGACAUCAACAUGUCCGUAUGAUAAUCAACAAAAUUUUUGUGAUAAUAUUACUGACGUUUCUUACGAAAUGUUUUCUCAGCGACGUAUUCCAUCAACAGUUCGUAUGCGUAACAUUGAACAUCUAUCUAUUACACUUCCUAUUAAUGAUCAGUUUUGGUCGAUUGUACCAAGUUUAAAUCGAUUACACUCACUGAUGAUCUUAUCAUCGCAUAUAGAUCAUUUUCAAUCUCAAUUACAAACAUUAUUUAAUCGAGCACCUAAUCUUUGUCGUUUAGUUAUUGAUCAGAAUAAAUCCUCGCAUCCACAAAUGUUAUUAUUUAAAUGUACAAAUGCAUCAAUUCGUGAACUUUAUUUAAAAUGUCAUAAUCACAAUUUCAGCCAACAAGAAUGUGAAAUUUUAGUUCAUUCAGCAUUAGGUACUCAGUGUGAAGAGUUGUCAAUAAAUGUGAUUAGUUAUGAAAGUAUUGUUUAUCUGGUUGAAAAUAUGAUCAAUCUCCGAUCUCUAGAUGUACAAUGUCAUGAUGAAAUAACUCGUGAACAUUUUCUAAGCAUUAAAAAACACCAUGAAGGAUCACAUAAUGAACAUUUGUUAAAAAAAAAGAAGCUUUCGAAAUGGUUGAAAAAUCAUUUAAAAAUUGCCGAUUGUACAGGAUCACCGCACCUUAAAAAUGGUGAUGAUGAAAACAUGUCGAACACAGAUAGAAUAAUUCAUUGGUUACACGAUCGUUUGCCAUCAAGAUGUAUCAUCGUAAGAAAUCCGACGUUUUCUCAGUCUAUUCUAAUAUGGAUUUAA
Molecule: messenger RNA, 1863 nt
Organism: Adineta steineri
Lineage: Eukaryota; Metazoa; Rotifera; Eurotatoria; Adinetida; Adinetidae
Source: the annotation of a GenBank genome assembly